Molecule: messenger RNA, 1650 nt
Organism: Purpureocillium lilacinum
Lineage: Eukaryota; Fungi; Ascomycota; Sordariomycetes; Hypocreales; Ophiocordycipitaceae
Source: RefSeq, a predicted model, not a curated record
AUGGCCCCCGACAUCUUGCACCUGCCCGACGGGCAGACCUUUGACGUCACCCCCGUCUUCGCCGGCGUCGGUUUCCGCAGCCACGAGUACAACACCCAUCACCACCCCUACCCCGCCGGCUGGACCACCGUCCUGCACACCGAGGAGGAUCGCGUCUUCCUCAACAGCGAGCACGGCAAUCACGUCGACCACAGAACGCACAAGGACUCCGCUCGCGAGCUCACCGAGCUCGACGACUCCAAUGGCGCCAGACACACCCACAAGCUCACUCGUCCCUUCACGGCGCCGACGCUCACCAACGACACCCUCUUCAUCUCCUCCAUCGCCAACCCCCCCAGCGCCGAGUUCAAGCCCGCCACCAGCCCGACCCGCCAGAUUGCCAUGAUGCUCUGGGUCACCCUCUACUGGUACUUUCACCAGCCCGAGCCCGUGUCCACUGUCGACACGGCCCACUCGCGCGACACCCCCGAGGCCGCGAAGCCCCGCGCCGACUGGAAGAUCUACAUCCGGCGCGAGGGCGUCCUGCGCGGCCGCAACCUGAUCCCCAAGCUCGAGCGCAUGGGGCUCAUCGCCUCCGAGGACUCGGCCGUCGGCACCGGCCACGACGACACCGGCGAGAGCUGGGCCCGCAUGUUUGUCUCCAAGCGCAUGUUCUGGCAGAUCCCCGGCCACCUCUUCCUCUUCACCCUCCAGCCCAUGCGCGGCCUCUCCCCGGGCCUGGGGUCCUACCCGGGCUCCCCCGCCGGCAGCCGCCCGAGCUCUCCCAGCCGGCCCGGCUCGCCCGGCGUCGACACCCCGAUGCUGCUGCCACCCACGUCGCACCAAAUUCACUUCAACUCGGACCUCCCCGGGGCUCCGAUGCCCACGACGCCCACCGUGGGGCCGACACCCUUUCCCAUCUCACCCUUCUUCUCCACGUCCCACCUGCCGACCUACUAUCCGCCCGCCCCCUUGCAGUACGUCUGGACCGAUGGUGUGCGUCACCCGUUGCGUCCAAAGCCGCCUCGCAUGGGUGAGGUCUUUUACACUCGCUACGUCCCGAGUGUAGGCCAGUACCUGUCCUUCCGCGUCGCAUCGUCGUCGCCGUCUCCCGUGCCGUACUUUGGCCCCAUAUGUCCCAACACCGAGAAAAGGACGCCGGAGCAGCAGAACCUGACGACUCUCAGCGACACCGCGUUGCUGCAGACGUGGCACGCCAACCCGCGCGUGCGUGAAUUUUGGGGCGACUACGGGGUCGGCCAGCUUGAAACAGCGCUGCGCUCGCGCCACUCGUUUCCCGUCAUCGGGCUGUGGAACGGCGUUCCGUUUGGGUACUUUGAGGUGUACUGGGUCAAGGAGGAUGUCCUGGGACGGCAUGUCGCGGGCAGCCACGGCGAUGUUGGAGACUGGGACCGUGGGCUGCACAUCAUGGUCGGGGAGGAGUGGGCGAGGGGGAAGGUAUCUGCGUGGUUGACGGGGCUGAUGCAUUGGUGUUGGACGGCGGACAUCCGCACCAUGAGCGUGUGCCUGGAGCCGCGCGUUGACAACCAGAGGAUGCUGGGACAUUUGGAUUCCCUGGGAUUCUCCAAGGAGAGGCAGGUCUCGUUUCCGCACAAACAGGCGUGGUUUGUGCGGUCCCGGAGAGACGCAUGGGAGGGCCCUGCGCUGUAG